Messenger RNA from Hypomesus transpacificus, 2695 nucleotides. It is a transcript of the gene moxd1, whose product is annotated as monooxygenase, DBH-like 1. The record is from RefSeq and is a predicted model, not a curated record. The transcript is spliced from 12 exons. Bases 452 to 2272 code for a protein of 606 amino acids. Gene Ontology annotation, cellular component: secretory granule membrane. Gene Ontology annotation, biological process: octopamine biosynthetic process; norepinephrine biosynthetic process; dopamine catabolic process. Gene Ontology annotation, molecular function: copper ion binding; dopamine beta-monooxygenase activity. NCBI's taxonomy places the organism in Eukaryota, Metazoa, Chordata, Actinopteri, Osmeriformes, Osmeridae.
UAGUACCUUCGUAGGCAGCCUAAUCUAUGGCAUACACCUUGCCUUUUACCUGUACAAAAGAUUUGUAGACAAAGUGAUAUUUGGAGUCUUAUGCCAACUUCAGUUACAGAAACUUGAGGCUUCAGUCCACCCACCACCAUCGUCUACCUACUGUAUAGCCUAGGGGGUAUCUGUAAAUUGGUUACAGUAGGAUGGCGCCGUCCUCUGUGAGUACAGAAGACUCUUCCAGGCCACAGCAGGACGUGUCUACGGAUCAAAGAGAAGCGGUACAAGUUUCAACAGUUCUGGGAAGACGAUGAAUCUCUUCUCUGUAGCAGCGCCAGAAGAGAGUACUGUGUGCGUGGUUUGUAGGUCCGCUUUUACUUCAACUAUUUUACAGAUAGAAUGAACACACAAUCAAGCGGGAUGAUACUUUCAUAGUCGGUGCGCUUAUCCCUCGUCCAGUCAAAAAAUGUUUCCGACAAAAUAUUGCAGAACGCUAGUUUGCUUUUGGUUUUAUGCAACGCUGUCUCGAGGGAGCGGAUUCCAACAUUCGACGGUGUUGGAUCCGCACGGAAAGUACCAUCUGAAGUGGAGUUUUAACAGAGAAACGAUCUCCUUUGAAGUUGAAGUGGAAACCACCGGAUAUGUGGGAUUUGGUCUGUCUCCCAACGGUGCUAUGGCAUCGUCAGAUAUUGUAAUUGGUGGAGUCGUAGAUGGGACGCCUUACCUGCAGGACUACCACGCAGACUCCAACAGGAAGGUGCACCUGGAUGAGCAGCAGAGCUACAGGCUUGAGUCAGGCUGGGAGAACAGCACUCACACUAGGCUGGGGUUCAGUAGAGACCUGCUCACCUGUGACACCAAGGACAAGGACAUCACGGAGAGCACAGUGCGUGUGAUCUGGGCCUACCACAGUGAGGAUGUGGGCCCAUCAGGGCCAGUCUACCACGGACUCAACAGAGGCAGGAAGAGUUUACGCCUGCUCACCCCGGCAGCCUCACACACCAGCACCACUGGUUCACAGUUCUUCGACCUGAAGAACAGACAGGUGGCAGUGCCAUCCCGAGACACUACCUACUGGUGCCAGAUGUUUCGGAUACCAGGAACACCCUCCAAACACCACAUAACCCAGGUGCAGCCCAUGAUUCAGCCAGGUCAUGAGAACCUGGUCCACCACAUCCUGUUGUAUCAGUGUGACAGCAAUCUGAAUGAGGAGGAGUUGGAGCAUGGUCAUGAGUGCUACCACCCCAACAUGCCAGACUCAUUCAACACCUGCCAGGCCAUCUUCUUUGCCUGGGCCAUCGGUGGAGAGGGAUUCACCUACCCUCCUCAUGUUGGCUUGUCCAUUGGCACAGCAACAGACCCAGUGUAUGUCCUGAUGGAGACUCACUAUGACAACCCCGGCCUCCUCUCAGGCUUGCAGGACAGCUCUGGCCUUAGAUUCUAUCACAGUGCAACCCUGCGAGAAUUUGAUGCUGGCGUCUUGGAGACAGGCAUGUGGGUCAGCAUCUACCACAUGCUGCCUCCUGGUAUGGAGGACUACACUUCCCAGGGGCACUGCACCAACCAGUGUCUGCAAGAGGCCCUGGGUGAGGAGAUGCCUGGGGGCGUGCGUGUGUUUGCUGUGCUAAUGCAUGCCCAUCUGGCUGGCCGCGCCAUAACCACACGCCACUUCCGGGACAACCAGGAACUGCCUCCCCUGUCACAUGACGCAGAGUUUGACUUCAACUUCCAGGAGUUCCAGCUGUUGGAGGAGGAGACGCCCGUGCUGCCUACAGACAGUUUGAUCACAGAAUGCAAGUACAACACUGCAGGCCGCAGAAAUGUGACCUGGGGUGGCCUAAGCACCAGAGAGGAGAUGUGUCUAUCCUACCUGCUCUACUAUCCCAGAGUGAACCUGAGCCGGUGUGAGAGUCUGCCUCUGAUCAUGGGACAGCUGAACUUCAUAGGAGUUAGAGACAUCACGCCGACCUGGCCAUUCCUGGUGAAGAGCCCCAAGAGGUACAGCAACAUGACCGUUACUGCUGCCUUGGAAACCUUCCGCUGGACCAGGAGGCGGGGGCAAGCCUUCAACCAGCUGGUGCUGCAGCUUCCCAUCAACAUCCGCUGCUCCAAGCUGGGGAUGGAGAACUGGGGGAUCCAGGGGUCAGUGGUGACUCCUCCAGAAGUGCACUCUCUGGCUUCUCCUCCCAGCACCCCUUGCAGCGCUGCAACUCCACCACAAGGGCGCGCAGUUUUGCUCUUCACCUUUCUCCUUAUAUCUCUAGUGCUGCUGUGUCUGGCUCUCUGAACUGUGUGCCAGCGGUCUGGCUCUAAAAGCCAAAUGCCAGGUCACCAUGCACACAUCUGGGCAUGAUGAUAAAGGAGAACUUCAAGCUUUUACCACAACUAACCUCCAAUAAGAAGUUUGUUAAUUAAACACCGCAAGUGUUCAUUUUGUUCGUUGAGUAUUUACAUAAAUAAACAGUCCUGCUGUUAAAUUCAUACUUUAAGAUGAGCUGUGUAGUGUUACCCCCCCCAUACAUCCUCCACCUUGGGGACCUCUCAAGGCUUCUGACACAAUGAAGCUCAAACGAUACCUGUCUUCAGCUGGAUUGUAGACUUUUCAUUGGUGAAAUGCUGAGUCAUGGCUGUUCAUUAGAUUUACAUUUAGUCAUUUAGCAGCCGCCCUUGUCCAGUGGGACUUACAGUAGGUACAGGGACAUUCUGCCCG